Messenger RNA from Balaenoptera ricei (Rice's whale), 1203 nucleotides. It is a transcript of the gene PPIE, whose product is annotated as peptidylprolyl isomerase E. Gene Ontology annotation, molecular function: RNA binding; peptidyl-prolyl cis-trans isomerase activity. The transcript has 10 exons. Lineage: Eukaryota; Metazoa; Chordata; Mammalia; Artiodactyla; Balaenopteridae. Gene Ontology annotation, biological process: protein folding; protein peptidyl-prolyl isomerization. The coding region runs from base 17 to 922 and encodes 301 amino acids. The record is from RefSeq and is a predicted model, not a curated record. Gene Ontology annotation, cellular component: intracellular membrane-bounded organelle.
AGAGUGCGGGAGCAAGAUGGCUACUACCAAGCGAGUGCUGUACGUGGGUGGGCUGGCAGAGGAGGUGGAUGACAAAGUUCUUCAUGCUGCUUUUAUCCCUUUUGGAGACAUCACAGAUAUCCAGAUUCCUCUGGAUUAUGAAACGGAAAAGCAUCGAGGAUUUGCUUUUGUUGAAUUUGAGUUGGCAGAGGAUGCUGCAGCAGCUAUCGACAACAUGAAUGAAUCUGAGCUCUUUGGACGGACAAUUCGUGUCAAUUUGGCAAAACCCAUGAGGAUUAAGGAAGGCUCUUCCAGACCAGUUUGGUCCGAUGACGACUGGUUGAAGAAGUUUUCUGGGAAGACUCUUGAGGAAAAUAAAGAGGAAGAAGGAUCAGAGCCUCCCAAAGUGGAAACCCAGGAGGGAGAGCCCGCUGUAAAAAAGGCCCGGUCGAACCCUCAGGUGUACAUGGACAUCAAGAUUGGGAACAAGCCAGCAGGCCGCAUCCAGAUGCUCCUGCGUUCAGACGUCGUUCCCAUGACAGCAGAGAAUUUCCGCUGCCUGUGCACCCACGAGAAGGGCUUUGGCUUCAAGGGCAGCAGCUUCCACCGCAUCAUCCCCCAGUUCAUGUGCCAGGGCGGCGAUUUCACCAACCACAAUGGCACUGGGGGCAAGUCCAUCUACGGGAAGAAGUUUGACGAUGAAAACUUUAUUCUCAAACACACGGCACCAGGCCUGCUCUCCAUGGCCAACUCUGGCCCAAACACCAACGGCUCCCAGUUCUUCCUGACAUGUGACAAGACGGAUUGGCUUGACGGCAAGCACGUGGUAUUUGGGGAGGUCACGGAAGGCCUGGACGUCGUGCGGCAGAUUGAGGCCCAGGGCAGCAAGGACGGGAAACCGAAGCAGAAGGUCAUCAUCUCCGACUGUGGGGAGUACGUGUGAGAGGGGAGCUGUCAGCCCGGGGAACCGGCAGCCAAGGUGUCCCGUUUGCAGCAAGCAGGGCUUUGUGUCCUGGCCCGCCCUUGGGGUCAGCGUGGGGCAGCUCCUCUGCAGGCACGGCCUGGGCCGCCUCUGGCUCUUCCCCAAGUGGGGCCAUGGGCCAGGGUGCUGCCCUCCCUACCGUGGACGGCUGUGCGUGCCCUUUCCAGGCCAGGGCCUCUCCUGGGUCCACUUGUGUGGAUCCUAGACGUUUUCUUCUGGUAAAAUAAAUUCUAGUUUUUGUA